GUUUUGAUUUGACUCGAGUGGUGCAAUAUGCAUAUUUCUAUCAAGACGGUAGAAGGAAAGACCAUAAACCUAGAGGUUGAUGAUAGCUCCGACACCAUCGAUCUAAGGAUUCAUGGACCCACUCGUGAAUUGGUUCUUCGUUUAAGUCCUGAUCCGGGUCCGAAAGCAGUCAUGCGGAUUUUUGUACAGACUCUAGGGGGAAAAUUAUUCAUCCUCGAGGUGGAGGAGACCGAGACCAUUGAAAACGUCAUGGCCAAGAUCCAUGAAAAGGGAGGACCACCAGUGGACCAGCAGAGGCUAAUCUUCCAAGGCAAGCAGCUCCUCAAAGGUCGCACCAUGGCUGACUACAGAAUCAAGACGGAGUCAACCCUUUGCGUGAUGUCACGUCUUUGCGGUUGCUAACUAGAAUAAUGUCUCUUGUUUUCA
Molecule: messenger RNA, 426 nt
Organism: Arabidopsis arenosa
Lineage: Eukaryota; Viridiplantae; Streptophyta; Magnoliopsida; Brassicales; Brassicaceae
Source: the annotation of a GenBank genome assembly